UUACAAGGAAGAUAAGUCUUACUGAACUUAACGUUAGUUGCAUGCGAAACGUCACGUCAAAAUGUUGUCGACCCAACGAAAUAAACUCGUUGUCAUCGCUGUGUGUAUGCUGUUGAUUGUAAUUUAUGUGCCAAUAUAUUUAAUCUAUGAGCAACUGUUGCAGUUGAUUGCAACUGCUGCUUUGCUCUAUGCCGCACUCGAUGAGAAAGCGCGCUUUCGGCCUCUGUUGAUACUCUGCUGGCUCUGCUCAACGCUCAUAAUAAUGAGUCACAUGAGCUAUAGGAGCAUGUUUUGCUUAAGGCAUCUUUUGUUCGAGAAAACUGAUCUAAUUGUAUCAUUGCCCUGGACGUGGUUUUCGUUUAACAAGUUGGCUCUUAUUGGCUAUCUGAUGUAUUAUGUCUAUGCGGUAUACGAACAGUUGAGCUUGAGCAAAACGAAUGAAGCCGAGACGCAAACUUUGCAGUCGGAGUCGAUGACAAAUACUGAGACCGUUGAAGUGAAUGUGUCUUAACUGAUAAGCUUAAUAAAAUUACCAAUUGUAAUCUAUGACAGAUAGCAAGGCUGAGAGAGAGAUAGAGAGAGAGACAGGGAGCGCGGCAGCUAAACUUGGGCUGAUAAAAAAUAUAUAUUCGCUUAUGCUUACUCAUCCAGUGAAGAGCGAGCAUAUUAGUUGCAGU
Drosophila hydei is the source of this 677-nucleotide messenger RNA. RefSeq lists its product as uncharacterized. The record is from RefSeq and is a predicted model, not a curated record. Lineage: Eukaryota; Metazoa; Arthropoda; Insecta; Diptera; Drosophilidae. The coding region runs from base 62 to 511 and encodes 149 amino acids. The transcript is spliced from 3 exons.